Molecule: messenger RNA, 934 nt
Organism: Nicotiana tabacum (common tobacco)
Lineage: Eukaryota; Viridiplantae; Streptophyta; Magnoliopsida; Solanales; Solanaceae
Source: RefSeq, a predicted model, not a curated record
UGACCAUAAAGUGCUCCUCCACAUAUUGGCCAUCUAAGGCUCAACAUGGUCAAGAAAGAGGAGAGAUUUAUGGGAAUUAGAUCUUAACAGUUUUGGAAAUAGUCUACCAAUAAUUUAGAUUUAUUUUUAGAUCUUAACUAAUAUCCCAAUAAAUCAGUUCACAACCAAUUAAUAAACAUAAGUAAGAAAAACCAUUUCAUCAUACUAGGCUUUCAGCUUGUCUAAAGAAUGAAUCCCUUAGAUUCUAUUGUUGUGAAACGUAUUGAAGAAAAAGAGAAGGUGAAAAAGAAGAAUAUAAUUAGACAAAAAACAGUAUCAAUAUGCUGUAAAGGAAAGGGGCAAUUUGUGCCAAUGAAAGUGGAAAUUCAAGAAACUUCAUCCAAAAAUUCACUCUUGGAUCGUCUAACUUCUCUCGAGACUCGGCUAUUUCAGCUAUGCCUGGAAAUUGAAGCUGCAAAAACAUCAUGCUCUUCCAAUAUACAGACUCCAUUUACAGAAAGCUCCAGAAAUGAUACCAAGAAACAAACAGAUUGGAAUUCUUAUCCAACUUUUGAUUAUCCAAAACCUCCCUGCAAAUCACAAUCUCAACUCUCCCUCAACGAGUGUGAAUCCUCACAGAACAAAUCUCAUAAGGUGGCACAAGAUUUGGAGCAAUCAUCUAACAUGAAGAAGGAGUUGCAUUUUGAGAGAAGCAAAAGUACUAAGGAUGGAAAAACAAGUAAAAAUGGGAAGAAAAACUUAAAAGCAAGUUGGCCACAUUUGAGGAUCUUAGGUUGCUAAUACUUAUAUAUUGCUAGCUGCUCUUUGUUUUUUUUUCUUUAAAACGGUGUUGUUUGGAUUAGUUUGUGCGUACCUUAAAUUCCAUCAGAUACUUACUAUGUUCCACUAGCAUAAAUAUUAGGUAUUUCUACUCGUUAAGAUUUGGACAGAUGAA